Molecule: messenger RNA, 2924 nt
Organism: Olea europaea var. sylvestris
Lineage: Eukaryota; Viridiplantae; Streptophyta; Magnoliopsida; Lamiales; Oleaceae
Product: disease resistance protein RPP13-like
Exons: 2
Coding region: 221-2791 (856 amino acids)
Biological process (GO): defense response to other organism
Molecular function (GO): ADP binding
Source: RefSeq, a predicted model, not a curated record
AUUCUAUAAAGCAAGGCCAUGCAAUUUCUUUUGGUAUAAAUUUUCGGUUUUGAUUUCAACUGGGUGCUUCAGAAAGGAAGAAGGGAGAUCAAGCAAGGUCUCAGUUUGGGAUUUCGUUUACUAAUAGACCAAUUUGGCAACAAUUUCUCAUAUGUUCUUCUGGAUUCUUCUUUCCUUAUCUUGUCAAAGGCAUUUGUGAGGUCUAAAGGGAAAUUCAGAGAUGGCAGAAAUUGCAAUCACAAGUGUUAUCAGCAAGGUUGUAGAUAUAUCUGCCGCCUUGCUUGACAAGCAAGGCUCUCGAUUAAAUCAGUUGCAAGAAAACAUCAAUUGGAUUGUAAGAGAAUUGAGAAAUAUUCAAUCUUACCUGGAAGAUGCAGAGGCCAGGAAAUCUGAAAGCCGUGGUGUAGCAAAUUUGAUGAAGGACAUCGAAGACCUUGCUAGCGAUGUGGAGGACAUUUUGUACACGUUUCUUCCCCAAAUAGAAUCACACAGAUCAAGCAGCUUAAUCAGAAAGGCCGCCGGCACUUUAUGUUAUGUCCGUACUUGCCGUAGUUUUGCUGUGGAGAUUGAGAAUAUCAAGCAACGAGUUAAUGAAAUUGAUCGCACCCGAAGAACAUAUGGCAUUAAGGAUACUAAUGGUAGCAGCUUCAACAGGUUUCAGUUGGAUCGCAGAGGUGCCUCUCUUCAUGUUAAUGAACCCAUCAUCGUCGGUUUUGACAGACAAGUGGAAGAACUAAAGGCAAGGCUGUUAAGCACAAAUUUGGAGUGCUGUUUCAUCUCGAUUGUGGGUCUGCCAGGUUUAGGGAAGACCACUCUUGCAAAGAAAAUCUUUAACGGUGUAAAAGAGAACUUUGAAUGUUCGGCUUUGGUUUGUGUUUCUGAAGAGCCAAGUAUCAUAGAUAUUUUGAAAAAUGUGGCAAAACAAGUCGGUUUGGAGAAGGAAAAGCAGGAGGAGAACUUGGAAGCCAAUUUGUUUGCAUUUCUACAGGAAAAAAGGUUUGUGAUUUUCUUCGAUGAUAUCUGGCAUAUUGAAUCUUGGGAUACUUUAAGACUUGGCAUACCUACUCAUUCUCAGAAUGGUAGUAGAAUAAUUAUUACUUCUCGAAAUUCAGGUGUUGGAAGGUACGUUGGUAGUGAAAGUUCUUUGCAUGUGUUAGAACCCUUAGACUUCGAAAAUAGUUGGGAACUUUUCACCAAAUUGAUAGCGUCCUCUUUGACAAAAGGACUGGAAGACAUUGGUAAACAGAUAAUAGAAAGAUGUGGUGGCAUGCCACUAGCCAUUGUAGUCACAGUAGGAAUGUUGCGGGAGAGAGAGACGAGUGACAUUGAAUGGAAAUCGGUACUUAAGAACAUAGGCCAAGAUGAUCAGGAUAAAUGUUUGAAAAUCCUAGCCUUGAGUUACAAGGAUUUACCGACUGUGCUAAAACCCUGCUUUCUUUACUUAGGACUUUACCCUGAGGACCAUGAAAUUCGAGCAACCCAGCUGAUACAUAUGUGGACAGCUGAGAAGUUCCUGCAAGGUAUAGGCGAUCUAGAGCCCGAGGAUGUGGGAGAGGAGUAUGUCAAGAAACUGGUUGCUAGAAACUUAAUUCAAGUUGUUAGUAGAAGAUUUGAUGGAAGGGUAAGAAGUUGUAGAAUCCAUGAUCUUUUGCGCAGCCUUUGCAUUAACCUGGCUAAAGAAAACAACUUUUUUUACACUCUUGAUCAUCUGAAUUCGAGUUCUGCUAUGAGAGCGCGCAGACUUGUCGCUCGCCACCACAGUAAUAACGAGUACUUUGCUUUAAAUCUCAAGACACCUAAACUUCGUGCAUUUUUUUUCUCUUCCAACAAAAAUGAGAAAAUCCCGCGGAAACAUCUGAAAAGUUUUCUUUCAGACUUCAGAAUAUUAGGAGUGCUGAGUCUAGAAUCACACUUCCUCUAUUUGCGCCUUCCAAAUGAAAUUGGAAAUCUGAGCCAGUUGACUUGCUUCCGCCUAAACGUUAGUUUUGCCAAAGUGCCUUGCGCUAUAUGCAAACUUAGAAAGUUGCAGACCUUUGAUAUUCAAGAAUGUCUGUUUGUAGACCUUCCUAUGUGUAUCUGGAAAAUAAAAGAGUUGAGACACCUUCUCCUAUGUGAUAUCCGAUUUUCAUCUUUCAAUUGGGGAUUUAGGUCUAAAACGGCAAAACUAAAUCACCGGUUGGAAGUUUCUUUACCUUAUCUCCAAACUCUAGUUGGGAUUAAAGGGGAGCAAUUGAAUCGGAUCUGGCUGCGCAAAUUCCGAAAUUUAAGGAAAUUGGAAGUAAAAUAUUCUCCACGAGGAAUCAUUGAAGAACUAUCCCAUGCAGAGCCGAUAUCAGCAAAACUCGAGAACCUGAGGCUACGGUCAUCAAUUUUUGGGGACGAUCAAACUGUAAGAUUGGAUCUAUCACGAUAUCAAAAUCUUGUUAGGUUGCGUAUAGGUUAUUGGAUGAAGAAGCUGCCUAAUGCUGAUGAAUUUCCACCUAACCUCAUCAAGCUAACAAUUGAACUAACAUUUCUUGAGGAGGAUCCAAUGGAAGUACUGAAGAAAUUACCCAAGCUCAAAAUCCUGAAACUUGGAUCUGAUUCCUACAAAGGCACAAAGAUGGAUUGUUCAGGAGCAUACAGUUUUCUUCAGCUCGAACUGCUGCAAUUUCGACGCUUGUGGGAGUUGGAGAAGGUUAUAGCAGAUGAAGAAGGAAUGCCAAAACUCAAAGAAGUAAUCAUUAGUGGUUGCCAUAGACUCGAAAUGAUUCCAGAAAAGCUAGAAAAUGUGCGGAAAUACGAGAAAUAGAAAGAUCAGCACUCAGCCCUGUGUGUACUCAUUACAGUUUUCACAAGGUUAAAAUACAGCAUUUUGAUUACACACUGAAGUAUUAUGCUUAUUUAUGUAUGAAUAAAUUAUUUGAAUGUGAUUUUAUGAUUCA